AUGGUGUCUGACAGUAGAAGAAGUUGCAGACCUGCAAUGCCAAUGUUGGUUUCUUCUCUUCCAACAACAAUGGUUUUACUACUAUUACUUCUGUUGGUAUGCGCAAUAGAUGGAGGUUUAACAAGCGCUUCAUGCCUCAACAACGAAGCCUCCAUCCUGCUGCGAAUCAAGGAGGACCUUCACUUGUCCAAUGGAAGACUAAGCUCAUGGGAUUCAAAUGGUUCAGACUGCUGCAUGUGGGAGGGAGUGUAUUGUGAUCCUCACACUGGACACAUCAUUGGCCUUCAACUUCGUGGUAGCCCCACAACUGAGAGUAUUCCCCAUGUUAUUAUGGAUAUUGAUGAUGUGUAUGAAAGCUUUCGAAAAGAGCACUAUGUCGACCCCCGUGAUAUCACAGGAUCAAGAGUACCUGCUUCUCUCUUUGAGCUCCACCAACUCCAGCAUCUUGACCUCAGUGGUUGUGACUUCAAUGGGUCUGCCAUACCUCCAGAACUCACCCAACUGACCCACUUGACUCAUCUCAAUCUCUCUCGUGCUUGGUUUUCAGGUCAGGUUCCAAACGAACUAUCAAUCAUGUCUGACUUAGUUUCCUUAGACCUCUCCUACAUUUCGUACUUCUAUUUUGAUGUCUCUCUUGAGUCGUGGCCAUUUGAUGAUUCGUUUGAGUUGAAACUACAUGAUUUAGAAGGCUUUGUGCAGAACUUUAGGCAUUUAAAGUACCUCCACUUGGAUUAUGUUCGUAUUGAGCUGAGCAACUCGCAAAAGUGGAGUAUCAACCUAGCCUCCGCAUUGCCCAAUCUACGAUCCCUUAGUUUAGUCAAUUGUGAUCUUCAUGGCAGCCUCUCUCCUCAUAUUUUCAAGCUCCCACAUCUUCAAGCCCUUGAUCUAUCAUACAAUAUGGAUUUAGAUGGAAAAUUAAUGCCAUCAUCUUUUACCCCAGAGAGCAAUCUCCAAUCUCUACGCCUUGCUUCGACCAACUUGUCUGGCCACCUACCAUCAGAAGUGUUUGAGCUUCCACUCUUAAAGGUUCUUGAUUUGACCUAUAGUACUGAGUUGACUGGCCUAUUGCAUAUCGGAUUAGCAAAGAGUAAGCUCCAAAUUCUUAAACUCUCUCAUAUCAUGUUGUCAGGAGGCCUACCUGAUUGGAUUGGAAACCUUACAUCCUUAGUUGAGCUAGAUCUCUCUCUUACUGGUCUCUCUGGUAGCUUACCCAUCACCAUUGGUAAUCUUAGAUGCUUAACGUCUUUGGAUCUUUCUUCUACAAGUUUGUCAGGCAUCCUUCCAGCUACAAUAGGAAAUCUUACAGCUUUAACACACAUGUAUCUUUCUGGUACUAGUUUCUCCGGUCAUCUUCCUAUCACAAUGGAAAAUCUUACGGCUUUAACACACCUAGAUCUUAGUGGAACUAAUAUGUCAAGCAGUCUUCCUAUUACCAUAAGAAGCCUUAGCGCCUUAAACUAUUUAGACUUGAGUGGUUGCAACUUUACAGGCAUAGAUUCAUCAUUCUUUGUCAACCUCACCCAACUAACUUAUCUUGACCUUUCUAAUAACAUGAUCAGUGGCUCAUUACCAUCUUUACCACAAUAUCUUAGUACCAUCCACCUCGGCUCUAAUAAUUUUAGUGGCGCAAUCCCAAAUUCAUAUAAUUUUUUAAAGAUUAAGACAUUAGACCUUUCGUCCAACUCAUUGACAGGAACCAUUCCUUCUAAUCUAAUCCCUGGUCCAUCUUCAGUGGAAUCUUCACUUCAAUACCUUGACCUUUCAUACAAUAAAUUUGAUGGCUACCUUGACCUUGGAAUUUUUGCAAACUUCAAGAAACUUUACUUCUUAUCACUUUCUGGAAACAACUUGACCAUAGAUGUUCACAACCCAACCCUCAAGUUUGCAAGUUUACAGCAUCUGAGGUUGGCCUCGUGCAACGUCAACCAAUUCCCCCAAUUCCUUUGUCACCAUAAACCUAUUCAGACUUUGGACCUCUCAAAGAACAUGAUCACUGGGGAAAUUCCAAAUUGGUUGAAUAUUGCCAUGUCUUUGAACAUAUCUCACAACAUGUUAUCAAGCAUCGGACAAGGGGUUUUUCUCAACAUUGAUGACAUUGAUUUGAGCUUCAACAUGUUGAAUUGCAAUUUAAGCGCUCUUUUCCCUGGCACAAGUUCCUUUGACAGUAUUGAUUACUUUUCAAUCAGUAACAAUAAUGUAACAGGAGAAGUGCCAGCUUCCCUCUGUAGCUUCACUAUGGUUUCGUUGCUUGACCUGUCAAACAAUAUGCUUAGUGGUGCAAUACCUGAUUGCCUCUUUAAGUUGACUUCAUUGGUGGAAGUCAAGCUCCAAAACAAUAAACUGCAAGGCCAAAUCCCAGAGUUUAGCAAUUGUGCGAGGAAUAGAUUGAGUAUAUUUGAUCUAAGUGAUAAUAUGCUUGAGGGUGACAUCCCCACAUCCCUUGGGUACUGCAAAGAUGUUGAGUUCAUAAAUUUGGGACAUAAUAAAGUAAGUGGUGAAUUCCCCUCUUGGCUUGGAAAACUGCCUAAAUUGAAAGUUCUUGUGUUGAGGUCCAACUUUUUAAGUGGUACUAUCAACUUCAACUUCGAUCAGAAUGCUUUCCAAGAACUGCUCAUAUUUGAUGUCUCUAUCAACAAAUUCACAGGAAAACUUCCAUUCGGCUUGUUGUUAAGCUUAAAUGCAAUGAAGACAUUCAACUCCAAAUCUAGCAUCCCCAAGGAAUUCAUAUUAGUUGACUAUGUUAAAGAAUGGGAGGUGACAAUGGAUGCCAAAGGAAUAAACUUGACGUACUUGAGGGAAAUGCACUCCAUCAUGAAGAUAAUUGAUCUCUCCAGCAACUACUUUGAGGGUGAGAUUUCAGAAGAGAUUGGAGUUCUUAGUGGCCUUCAGGCACUAAAAAUUUCAAGGAACAAACUCAAAGGCCCAAUACCCAAGAGCAUCGGGGCCCUAAAACAUCUGGAAUCAUUGGAUCUAUCUGAUAACUACCUUUCAGGUGAAAUACCAGAAGAAGUUAUUGCACUCAAUUCUCUUGGCUACCUGAAUCUGUCGUACAAUAAUCUUUCUGGAAGAAUCCCUCAAUCACAACAUUUUUCUACCUUUGAUGCUCCAUGUUUUGAAGGGAAUCCAAGUCUUUGCGGACCGCCACUUUCACUUCCUUGUGAAGACAAUGACAGCACCACAGUGUUUCCUCUUUUUGGAUUGAGGCAAACAGAUGAAGAGAGAAUGUGGAAAUACAUAUCAUUGGGACUAGGUUUUGGAGUAGGUUUUGGCACCGCAAUCAGUUUUUCAUUUUUCUUGAAUAACGAGAGGGACUUCGAUUGGAGAAUCUAGAGGGCAACAGAGGUUUUCAGAUGGCUAAUUCUCAUUCUUGUUGUUGCAAUGCCUCUGGCUCAUGAAGUUUCAGAAAAUAUAGUUGUCCACUCGUUCAUUGUAAAGAUCAACUUUGUGUUUUGUAGUCAUCUCUUAGUUA
Molecule: messenger RNA, 3469 nt
Organism: Nymphaea colorata (pocket water lily)
Lineage: Eukaryota; Viridiplantae; Streptophyta; Magnoliopsida; Nymphaeales; Nymphaeaceae
Product: receptor-like protein 6
Exons: 1
Coding region: 1-3330 (1109 amino acids)
Molecular function (GO): protein binding
Source: RefSeq, a predicted model, not a curated record